AUGGAAAAAUCCUACGAAAUACCUUUAAAAGUACUUUUAAAAGCGCAUAUUCGCGGAAAUCCUGACGUCGACCGCAACCGCAGCCAACAUCCGUUCGCCUAUUUGCAUGUGAUUUGCGGCAUCUUCCCCAAAAUUCGAAUGAGCAAACCACAGCGAAGAAAAGGAAAUGUCCAGUCUGCUAGUAGCGCUCAUGCUGCCGCACUUCUGGAAAAGUCAGGACAACCCGUCGGAUUUGUCGGAUUCGAUACUGGAUUCUCUAAUGUGUUCGAGGCGGCUGCGGCGGCGAAAUCUGGAUCAGUCGGUCGUGAAAUCGACUCAGAUGUUGUGCUUAUAUUUCGAAAGUUAUCCAAAAAGGAUCCUCAAACCAGAGAGAAGGCUCUUCGCGAAUUGAUUGUUUCCAUGAAGGAAAAGAACGUGGAGAUGGUUGAGUUGUGCUGCAGUCAUUACGCAGUGAUGAUGGACAAAUUGGCGCUGGAUGGAAGUCCAACAGUACGAGUAUUGUCAUUGCGAGCCGCGUCGCUCUUCAUUUCGACUUUGAAAAAGGCGGCUGAAAAACAUUUGAAGGCAAUCAUGCCUUUCAUUCUAUUCGGAACCUGUGAUUCAAGCCUUUCCGUUGCAAAUCAGGCCGAAUCGGUACUUUCUGAGAAUUUUCCUGGCGAGAAGACACAACAAGCGUCUUCAAUAUUUGCCGUCGCCACUGCGAAUAUUGCUAUUGAUAUCAUAGCUGAACGGCAUUACUUAGCACAAGGGCAGAAGUACGACUGUGAAGACUCUCCGGAGCAGCGUUUAUCGCGGCUGACCACGCAAUGCUUGUUAACACUCGCUCGCCUAGCGCCGCUCUCCUCGUCAAACCCACGGCUCGCUGAAGUUCUCGAGGAUUUCUUCAAGGACACAGCUAUAAUUAAGAAACUGGUCAAAGGCAAUGCUUCGGUGAAAUCAGCUCUGCUAGGGGUAUGUCUACAAAUGAACGACUGUGUACCGUUGUUUCUCGAAACUCCGCUAGCCAAUUGGGUUAUAUCUAGCCUGGAUUCGCCUGAUUCUUCUGUUGGUACUAGGGCUUUUGAAGCAUUCAUACGAAUGGGAUCGGAUGAUAGAUUUUUUGAAAAAUUCAAUGUUCAAAAAUCUGUGAUCCCUAAACUUUUGUCUGUGUUGAGGAAGAAAGAAGUACACUGGCGCCAUGUGUAUCAAUUCUUCCUACCUAGCUAUGCUCUUCUCAUUCCGCGUGUUAACGAUCAGCCAAAGUUCAUUCAUUCAUUCUUGGAAUCGUUUUUGGAUGGUCUUCCUUUUGAAUCUAGUGGAUCUAUGCAGUUCUGGGCGAAUUCUUUCGCUGAGUGUUUAAAAUACACUUUUUCUAAAGAUGAGUUGAUCGCGCAGUGUUCAGAGACGAAGUUAGUUGAGCUUGUGAUACAAAGCGUAGAACAAAUCAGCAAUGGAACGCCUGACUGCCAAAAACCUGUCGUUGAAUUAAUACAAUGGAUUCUGGAGAAGAAAGUAUUGUCGGAAGCGAAUUCGUUGUUCUUACUUGAUUCUCUACAGCUAAACCUCAUAAAUAAGCGACCGCAGAGUGAUGGCUUGGGCGCAUUGCUGGUCGCCAGCGCUUCUUGGUGUUUGCGUGCUUUUCACAUCGCUUUAUUGAGGGUUCCUCCGCUUCACGCGGACUUCGUUAGCCCUCUACUAUCUUGUUCUGAUGACUAUUUAUCAUAUGUGGAUAAGAAUGUAGAUAUCAUCUCAUUGCUCAAGAAAGAAACACAAGUGUCCUCCGAGUAUGCGCGAGUGGUGCUGCGCGUUUUACGAAAUAGUCCUAGCCGUUUCAAAAAUCUGGAUCUAUCAACUGCAAACUUCACACCAUUUUUGCUCCCGGAAUUAUCUCCAAACGAUUGGCCAUUGGUUCUGGAGUCGCUUGGAUCAGAAUUGGUCCCAUGUUUGAAAAAAGUCAUUUUGCAAUGGGAACGGACGGUUGAUCUUAAUCCCGCCAAGAAUGUUCUGCAGAAUCUGGAGGUCCAACAACGUGGGGCGGUUCUCUCAGCAUUCCUCGAACAGGAAAAUUUCUCAACUUGUUUCAUCGCGGAGUUGAUGAGGUCGCUGGAAUUACCAGAGGAACUGACUGCCGAGUUCUCACGUCUAUUGUUCCGAGCCAUCUUUUUCUACGAUGUGACUGAUGACGAAUUGGAUUCGGUAUUGAAAACACUGUCUCUAUUUCCACCCUGCGAAGUGCUUGUGCGGAAUAUUUUGGACACGUAUCUGAAAGAAUCGAGUGACCGAAAGAUACCCAAGCGAUAUUCACUUGUAAAGCUGCAGCGGAUUGGAAUAAUUUGCUCACAAUUACUGUAUGAAGACCGGCGGUAUCUUGCUAUUCUGCCUUCACAAAGCGAUCUUCUCUCACUACUAGUAACAUUUGACUCUUUUAUCGAAAAUGACGUCACUGCGAACCACGGAUUGUUUUCUGAAACGCCGGUCGACAUUCAUCGAAUGGAAGUUCCAAGCAGUGAGGAUGAGCUGAUCGAUUUCAUGGAGAACAUUGCUCGAAAAGCAGUUAUCUAUCUCACCAUAGAUUGUGAAGACAAAGCCCACGAUACAUCGUUAGCAUUUGCUGCGGCGGUUGUACCGGCGGUGAACCUAAUGUGCGAUACUCGAUGGAAGUGUGUGCCUCGUUCUGAGGUGUUUACUGAUUGUAGGCAGCGAUGGGAAGAGGUUUUCCAGAAGACGGCUCUGGCUACCUAUCGAGCGGUGUCAGCCCUAGUCACUCUGCCCUCGGCUCCCGCAUCAGCUCAGCUGUGCUUACGCAUUCUCUCUGAAAGCGGUGCAUUUCCAACAUGUAACAGAGACAAAGAGUGGAAUGUCCAUUGGCAUUGGGCUACAUCCAGCAAUUGCUCACCUCUACAGUUGGGACCAGUGGAUCGAUGGAUAAGCAGGUACCACACAGAGACUCCUCUAGAAUUUUUAACGCAUGUCUACGAAUAUAUACAAACAAAUGCAUCAGAAUGGCAAGAAACAAUGUUCAAUGCAAAUUCACUCGACUCUCCAUCGUGGCGCAUUAGCGUGCUUUGCCUGCGGGCAGCUACCAGCAUUUUCGAAGACAUAAGCCUCAUCUCGUCUCUCCCGCCUGAACUCCUUGACUUCGUUAUGUGUGGAUUAGUAACAGCUCUAGAUAGUUGUGAUGAAACCAUGGGAGCACAAAUUCCUAAUGGGAGCAAAUUGAGCGCGUUAGCCGGACUAGCCUUAAAAAUGUUUGCAAGGUGUGCACAAACAGCAUGUGGUCGCUUCUGUAACUCACUGGAUACGGAAUGGCCCAAUUUCUUUCUUCCUACGAUGUCAAGAAUUAUUGUACGGUGGUUUACAUUGUUAAGCGCUGAUGACAAACCAAUAUUCUUCGUGCGAUCGCUAGUAGAAGCCCUACUAUUCCUCAAAGAGCUCCCAGAUGACCUAUCACUGAAGAAGAAACUCUGUCCUGAGCUGGAUAAGUUCGGGUACGACGCCAUGCAUCAAACAUUAAUUAUUCACUCGGAAGAUCUGAUAGUGUCUGACUCUCCUUUUAUACGAUUUGCAGCCCUACACGUUUUGAAACUAAUAUCCCCGUUAAUGUAUAGACAAGAAAACGAGCAGUGGGCAGAAGAAGAGAAGGUUAGUGCGUCGGGGCCACGUCGUCUAGUAGUUCCCGACACUUUAACCCGACUCAUCGAUGAUACAUCUGGUUGGCCUGCCAUAAUGGCCUUUGAUGCUGCACUCGUUCCACUAACGAACAACAUUUCGUCGGACGAAGAACGUGUUGCAUAUUGCGAUGUGCUGCUACAUCCUGUUUCCACAGUCCUACCACAGAUUUUGGCACGAUGCCCGGAAGAUAUACCUUCUUCCAAGGAACGCGAGUACUUUGUGUCAGACAAAUUCCCAUUUUCUGUCAACGUAUUUGAGAGAUACGCAGCAAACUUACUGUAUCGAACACUUGGAUGUUUGCCCGCUGUUGUACGCAACUGGUACGCUGGGCUUCCUAACACUGGAACACAAAUUGUUAGCAGAUACGUACGGUAUUACGUUAGCAAAUUGCUGGUAGAAGCCGAACUCAACAAGGUGAAAAUGGCCAAUCAAAGUCAUCUGAAAGCAGACAAGUCGUUAAAGAUCCGUGUAGUUCCUGUAUCUGGUGAAGUCAUAGCCGAAUAUACCGUAGAAGAGACAACAAUGCGGUUGUCGAUAGUGAUGCCGGUGGAUUGGCCCCUCUCGGUACCCGCAAUACAAAUAGACAAAGCUAUAGUACCGUCAGAAAAAGUGAAGAAAUGGCUGCUACAGUUAACCGCUUAUUUAUACCAUCAGAAUGGUUCUACAGUGGAAGGAAUAAUAAUGUGGAGAAAGAAUGUGGAUCGUGAUGUGGAAGGAGCAGAAGCAUGCACUAUUUGUAUGAUGACUAUUCAUUCGACUAACCAUCAGCUACCGAAGGUGAGAUGCCGACAAUGCAAGAACAAAUUCCAUUCGAACUGUUUGUACAAAUGGUUCGAAUCUAGCAGUCAAUCCAGUUGUCCUCUAUGCAGAGCAAAUUUCACGUAA
Molecule: messenger RNA, 4536 nt
Organism: Necator americanus (New World hookworm)
Lineage: Eukaryota; Metazoa; Nematoda; Chromadorea; Rhabditida; Ancylostomatidae
Exons: 37
Coding region: 1-4536 (1511 amino acids)
Biological process (GO): ribosome-associated ubiquitin-dependent protein catabolic process; rescue of stalled cytosolic ribosome
Cellular component (GO): RQC complex; cytosol
Molecular function (GO): ubiquitin protein ligase activity; ribosomal large subunit binding
Source: RefSeq, a predicted model, not a curated record